Messenger RNA from Brenthis ino (lesser marbled fritillary), 1440 nucleotides. Lineage: Eukaryota; Metazoa; Arthropoda; Insecta; Lepidoptera; Nymphalidae. The record is from the annotation of a GenBank genome assembly.
AUGAGUUUCGGCUCAGUAUUAGUAGUCAGUGGAGCUGUAUUACUUGUAUUCUGGCCUACUAUAUUCUUCUCACAAUUGAAACGAAUGCUGAUAUUAACGCCAGAGUCAACAUCCUUUGGCAUUUGGAAAGACAUACCCAUACCUAUGUACCUCGAGAUCUUUAUGUUUAAUAUUACAAAUGUAGAAGAUAUUCUGGCGAAGAAAAAUGUAUCGAUAAAAGUGGAGCAGAUUGGCCCUUACGUGUAUAGAGAAUUUCAUAAAAAGAAAAAUAUAACUUGGAACGACAAUGGUACUGUCACGUACUACAACGAAAGGAUCUGGCACUACAUGCCUGAGAUGUCGAACGGCAGCCUGAGUGAUAUUAUUGUUAACAUAAACCCAAUAGUGGCGACGGUAGCAUACAUAAUGCGUUUCCAACCCACAAUAUUUAAAGUGUCAGUCGACGUGUUCAUGAGAAUGUAUCAUGAAGACAUGUUCCUCAAGGCGAAUGUGUCUCAGUGGGUUUUUGAAGGCAUCGACGACCCCAUAUUGGAUAUAGCUCAGCGGUUCCCAGAAUUACCUAUUAAUAUACCAUAUGAUAAGUUUGGAUGGUUUUAUACGCGUAACGGUUCCCUAGAGUACGACGGCGUAUUUCUCUUGAAUACAGGAGCGAUGGACUUUUCUGAGUUAGGAAAUGUGGAGAAAUGGAGGAACUCAAACAGGACGUACUAUAGGGACGAGUGUGGGGAAGUGAGAGGGUCGACUGGGGAGUUGUGGGCUCCUGAGCUGGGCCAGCCAGAAGUUACAGUAUUUGCACCAGAUAUAUGCACAUACAUGAACUUGGCUAAAUCAAAAGAUGUCAGGAUACAAGGUAUCGACGGAGUUCUUUACGCUGCCAACGAAUCGUUUUUCGACAAUGGAUAUCGCUAUCCUAGGAAGGCAUGUUACUGCGACGAAGUGCGUGACAACAACUGCCUGCGGCCCGGCGCCCUCAACGUGUCCAUGUGCCGCUACGGAGCGCCGGCCUUCGUCUCGCAGCCGCACUUCUUACACAUGGACCCGUACUAUGCGAGUAAAAUAGACGGCCUCAACGCUACUGAAGACAUGAACUUCCAACUCGCUUUGGAGAUGUAUACGGGAAUGCCUUUGACAGUUUCUGCGCAGUUACAAAUAAAUCUACUCAUAAGACAUGAACCUGGAAUGUCAUUAAACAACCAACUUCCGGAUCCGGACACGUUAGUUCCGAUGUUCUGGUUCAGACAGGAAGUGGUCAUAAACGACGAAUACGCGAGGUUGGCGCGAACAGCUCUAAACUGGCGUAGCGGAGUGCCUUAUGGACUGUAUGCCUUUACUGUAAUCGGAGUUGCAUUAUUGGUAGCUGGUAUUUACAUACUGAUGAGAAAGUUAUUGAAAACGACAGACGCUACGCCAAUAUUAGAAUCGCCACACGAAGACAUACGU